AUCCUGAGUGACAUUGUGCUUCGCGUGUCUGACUCGGCUGUCAUCCCCAUGAACGUCACACACUACGGCACCAUGAUGCGUGCUGGUCUGGCGGGGGUGCAGAAGAAUAUUGACUCUGUCCUCGGGGCCAACGAAACAGAACUGCUGAAGUCCAGCAUUGAAGACUUCACAAAGGCUGCUGAAGAUUUUCAGAAACAAAUCGAUGCAAAAGACAGAAAUAACAUGACGGAGUUUGAAGUUUUGGAAAUCAAUGACAAGUUGAUCCGUUUGUCGCGGGCAUUUAUCUAUGAGGGGGGUCUACUGCAUCGCAGCCAGUACAGGAACCUCCUCAUCGCCCCUCACCCGGACAAUCUGAACGAGGAAGUUGUUUUCCCCGGCCUAGCGGGGAACUUGGGUUCGGAUCCUUCGGAGGAGCGCGUGCAGUUGUCUCGAGAGCUGGUCAUCCUGGUGGUGGCGGUCAAACGGGCGCGGGAUAUCCUCCUGGACGAUUUCGGGCCCAACCUCAUCCGGGACGAGUUGUGAUUCCUUCGUCUGAGUCAGCUGCUAGUUGGCGCGCCUGUUCCGUUAUCGGAGGUCCAGCUUUCAUCAUCGUCUCGCCACUUUAGCUUAGAAUUACAAAGUUCUAUCUGACUGUUUUUUUGCCGUUUUGAGUAGUUGUUACUAAGACCAUGAAAUCGGAGAACAAUUAAUGCUCUAUCUACUCUAUCACAAUCGUAAGAUUAUUUGGAGUUGUUAUCAAGAUAUUAAAAGAAUUGUGUUCAAAAUGCUGAACAUUUUGACAUCCUGAUCAAGAUAUCCAAAGAAUUGCAUUAAAAGAAGCUUGACACGUUGUGCAACUCAAAUUUUUUAACGUCAAAUUCCUCGAAACUAGGUAUUGAGUAGAUAAAACUUUGUAAUUCUGGGAUAGCGAUCUUUCACGUCUGGUCCAUUAACUCUCCAAGUGUCGCAGGCAGACGAGUUAUAGUCUAUAGUGUCCGGAUAGUUAUAUAAUAAUAAGAUUUUACCUUACUAUGUAGGAAAAUGCUUGAGAACAGGCAAGUCAAGCAAGUAAAGGCUAUGAACUUAGACAUUUUCAGAACGUAGAAUGUAAAAAAAAAAAAAGUAGAGCUCAUUUGUGAAGGAGUUGAAAUGUUUGUUGAUGUAAAAUAAACGUGAUAAACGAGCAAGCAAGUGAAGGCUAGAAAAAUGCACACUUUCAAAAAGUAGAAUGUAGAUAAAAAAAGCACUGCUCAUUUGUGAAGGAAUUGAAACAUUUUUUUUGGUGAUAAAAACCUAACAUGAUAAACGAACG
Molecule: messenger RNA, 1291 nt
Organism: Aplysia californica (California sea hare)
Lineage: Eukaryota; Metazoa; Mollusca; Gastropoda; Aplysiida; Aplysiidae
Product: aminopeptidase NAALADL1
Molecular function (GO): carboxypeptidase activity
Source: RefSeq, a predicted model, not a curated record